Seriola aureovittata is the source of this 5805-nucleotide messenger RNA. RefSeq names its product terminal uridylyl transferase 7 (gene tut7). Gene Ontology annotation, molecular function: nucleic acid binding; zinc ion binding; RNA uridylyltransferase activity. Lineage: Eukaryota; Metazoa; Chordata; Actinopteri; Carangiformes; Carangidae. The transcript is spliced from 29 exons. Bases 172 to 4128 code for a protein of 1318 amino acids. The record is from RefSeq and is a predicted model, not a curated record.
UACGCUAUAUGUGGCAAGUUAGCUAACCUUAAUUUUCGUGACCAACACUAGUUUAUUGACGGUGUGUUAGCUACGUGCCUGACAGAGUUAUGUGCCUUUAACUCGAGGAAGAGGAUGAAGUAAUGUUAGAGGCAAAUCAGACUGCAGAAGCAAUUUUAACGUAAGUGAACCAUGGAAAACUCAGGCAGGCCUUACCGGGCUAGGCAAGGCGGCUGGGAGAGGGGAGCAGGAGCAGACAAGACAGAAAGCUGGAGGAUCCAGGACCAGGGUCGAGGACAGAACUUCAGACCAGAGGGAGGUCAUCAGGGCAAGAAGAAUCAGAGUGGGCCCUACUGGGCCAGCCCUAAGAAGGGAGCAUUAGGACCUCUGAGCUAUUCCCCUGGUGGAUUCAGAGGGGGUCACAGCCCCUCGCAGAAGGAUGAUGUCCGUUGGUUCUUAGGUCCUGAAAACGGUGGUGUGAGUCGAGAAGAUAACUGGAGAGAGCGCUCACAGCAGCAGCAUUACUGGAGGAGGGGUAUCCAAGGAGAGGGUCCAAAGGAGGACAGGGAGCAGGGGAGGAGAGAGGCUCCUGAGGACAGUACUCCUAAACCAGGGAGAAGACGGAGAAACAGACACAAGAAGAAAGCUUUUGCUGAAGAGAACAAGGGCCUUGUGAAUGAAGACGCCACACUAUCAGCCAAAGAGAUGCGCAGCCUACGGCAAGCAGAGAAGCGACUUAAUAAAGAUGACAUCUACUGCUUCAAGAAGAAGUCCCACAGUAACCCCAGUGCACUUUACACCUGCGCUGUAUGUGAUGUUCUGUUGGAAUCUGUGUCUGACGCAUACAGGCACAUCAGAGACAAACGGCACAAGAAAAGGACAAGGGAGAAGCAAGAACAGGUGAUGCUGACGGAGAUUCUGCCUCCAGGCCCGGAGCAGAUAAGUGCAGUGAGUGCUGCACUAGAGGCUGUUGUACGAGAACAUGGGAUGAAUGACGAGGAUGUUGAGAGGAGACAGUGUGUGGUCUCCGUCAUGCAAGACCUUCUUCAGUCCGUCCUGCCUGAGAUCAGGCUUAGGCUAUAUGGAUCAUCUUGCACUAAGUUUGGAUUUAAGGAUUCUGAUGUCAACAUUGACAUUCAGUAUCCACCUCACAUGCAUCAGCCAGACGUCUUGUUGUUGGUCAAGGAGAGCCUCUCUGUGAGCCCUCUCUUUGUUGACCUGGAAGCUGAUUUUCAUGCCAGGGUGCCUGUUGUCAUUUGCAAAGAGAAAAAGAGUGGUCUGAUCUGCAAAGUGAGUGCAGGGAAUGAAAAUGCAUUCCAAACCACCUCCUAUCUUUCUGCUGUGGCCAGUCAAGAGCAUCUCCUUCUCCCACUGGUUUUGGGCCUCAGACGCUGGGCCCAGAUUUGUGAGAUUGACCGUGCAGAGGAAGGUGGGCUGCCACCAUAUGUCUUCGCCCUCAUGGUUAUCUACUUUUUACAGCAGCGCAAAGAGUCCCUCUUGCCUACCUACCUGAACCAUGAGAUUAAGGUGUUUUCACUCAGCAGGUUGUCAGACUUCAAUCUCUUGCAUGUAGAGGAUGGAUAUUUACACUGGGCUUACACCCCUUCCUCCAGAGAAUCAUCACAGCCAGCAGAGGACUCCUGUAUAAAGGGAAAGGUACCGCUGGUGUUUCAGAGCCCUCACCCGCCUGUGGAAGUUGGGCUUCUCUGGGUAGAAAUGCUUCGCUACUACUCGCUGGAGUUCAACUUGGCUGACAAUGUAAUAAGUGUGCGGACCAGCACUGUCCUCUCCCGAGAGAUCAAAGACUGGCCAAAGAAACGCAUUGCUGUGGAGGACCCAUUUGCCGUGAAGAGAAAUGUGGCCCGCACAGUGAACAGCCAGCAAAUGUUCGAGUACAUCCUCCACUGCCUCAAAACCACAUACAAGUACUUUGCAAUGCUACUCAACACACCAGCUGCUAAGCAUAAAACAGAAGCACCGCCUGGACCUGUUCAGCAGGAAAAUGCGAUGGCUUUGAAUGAAGACAUUGUAGGUCAAUUCAGUCAGCUUAACGUUAAUUCUCAACAUGCAAGUCAACCUAAAGCUGUUGAAAAUGGUCCAGAAGAUUCUGAUUGCAUCAUUGAAGAAGAGGAGGAAGUUGAAGAAUACAGUGACUCAGAUGAAGAGAGAGACAAGGAAAAGGUGGACCUGUGCAAAAGCAGCCUCUCGGAGGAUGAAGAAGAUCAGGAUGAUGAUCUGGAUAUCGAUGAGGACAUACACACCAGACACCACUUGGACAGCUUCACCACAGAGGAUGAAGAGAUUUUCCUAGUGGAUGAGAUUUCAGGCGAAGAGCUUUUGUCUGAUGAAGAGGGUCCAGAUUUUGAUACACCUGGUUCAAUGGAUGAGGAAGAGGAGGAAGAGGUGGCACUUUUCAGUCCAUCACCUCCACCAGAGGAUGCAGUUAAAGAUGAAGGCCCAGAAAAUAAAAACCAAAAGCAGAGCAGCAGAAGGUCUUAUGAAUUCACCAAGCAAGCUUUUACCAGAGGAAAGUCACACAUGGUCGUGUGCAGUUUGUGCAAGCGUGAUGGACAUCUGAAAAAAGACUGCCCGGAAGAUUUCAAGAAAGUGCAGCUGGAUCCUUUACCCCCGAUAACACCAGAUUUUGUCAGUGUCCUUAACAAAGUCUGCGAGCAGUGCUACACUGACUUUGCCCCAGAUGAACUGGAAGUGAGUGUAAGAGAGCACAUCCUGCAAGACCUGGAGACCUUUGUCAGACGACAGUUUGCUGGAGCUCGGCUGCAACUAUUUGGGUCAUCCAAAAAUGGCUUUGGCUUCAGACAGAGUGACCUAGACAUCUGUAUGGUGUUGGAGGGGCAGGAUGCUAUAGAUGAUUGUGCCUGCAUCAGUAUCAUUGAAAGCCUGGCAAGACAACUAAAGAAACACCCAGGUCUGAAGAACAUCCUACCCAUCACUACGGCAAAAGUACCCAUUGUGAAGUUCGUCCAUGUUCGCACCAGCCUGGAGGGAGACAUCAGCCUCUACAACACGCUGGCCCUGCACAACACACAUCUGCUAGCUUCAUAUGCAGCCAUUGACAGGAGAGUGAAGAUCCUCUGUUAUGUCAUGAAGGUUUUUGCCAAGAUGUGUGACAUCGGUGAUGCCUCACGUGGCAGCCUUUCCUCCUACGCUUACACACUCAUGGUGCUGUUCUUCCUUCAGCAGAGAAACCCACCAAUUAUUCCUGUGCUGCAAGAGAUCUAUGAUGGAAAAAAGAAGCCGGAAGUGCUAGUUGAUGGCUGGAACGUGUACUUCUUUGACGAUUUAAAAACAUUACCCAGUCGCUGGCCAGAGUUUGGGAAGAACACUGAGACAGUGGGGGAGCUGUGGCUCGGCCUGCUCCGCUUUUAUACAGAGGACUUUGACUUCAGAGAGCAUGUUGUCUGUAUACGUCAGCAGUGCCGCCUCACCACCUUCAACAAGCAGUGGACAUCCAAAUACAUUGUCAUUGAAGAUCCAUUUGACCUGAAUCAUAAUCUGGGUGCUGGUCUGUCCAGGAAAAUGACUAACUUCAUCAUGAAGGCUUUCAUCAACGGCAGAACAGUGUUUGGCACACCCAUCAAAGCCUUUCCUCCCAUUUACCCCAGUCAGAUGGAGUACUUCUUUGAUCCUGAAGUUCUCACUGAGGGAGAGGUGGCUCCCAAUGAUCGCUGCUGCCGCAUCUGUGGCAAGAUCGGCCACUUCAUGAAAGACUGCCCCAUGCGUAGGAAGUCCAAGCACAGAAGGGACCCUGAGAAAAGGCCAGAGCACCUGAGAGACAAAAUGGAUACAGCAGAGAACAACAAGGAUCAUGUCAGACACAAGCGUGAGCACUGGAGGAAAAGAGAUGCACUGGAAAUGCGCUGCUGCUACCUGUGUGGAUCAAGUGCCCACAUCAAGAAGGACUGUCAGCUGUACAGAAGCCCUGCAGGUAAUGUGAAGAUGGAAAACUUUACCUCCCCCUCUUCAGCCCACUUGAGGAAUUUGAGAGAAAAGGAGAAACAGGGUUCACCUAUACAAGAAGAGAAGAAGAAAAGAAAGCAACAAAAUGUGAUAUUAAGUCCACAAGCAGGUAGUUUAGCCUGCCGAAAUAUGGGUCGCUCUGGUCACAGGAAGAGCCCAGUGGAAUGAGCAGCAGCUGUGGCUACGCAAACCACGAGGUUCUACUCUUGUCCAGGCAGACAGAAAGUCCAGAAACCCUUAAAUCUGUAUGGGACUGUUGGGCCAAUGGGAGCCCAUUAAAAGCCAAAGCCAGGACGCCUUGACUUGAAGCCAAAUAGGGCCUUUUUAUGUGUGUUGUUUUUUUUCCCCCCUAAAGUGCUCCUCCUCAGAGGAGCUUUUUAAAGCUUUCAUUUUAACAUGAAAAGCCAUUAUGCAUGGACCUCAUGUCUUUGUUUACCUACACUGCCAGUCAAGUUUUUUUAUACUCAUUACAUUUCAAGCAGAUUCAGUGUGAAAUUGCUUAAAUUAGAAAAUGUAAGUAAUUGAGAAGUGUCUGCUAUAUGACUAACAGUAGAUUGCUUACAUCUUGAUCACCAUAAUAUCUUUUGCAGACAACAUACCAACAAUUUGUUUUGUAAUUGAUGCUAACGCUUCUUGACACUGUAUAGGCUCAACUGUCAUCACAGGUAAGACCUAGUGUUUGUAAGCACUGCGUUAGUUAUAAGCCAACUGGACAUGGUGAUGGUAUGGUUUGUUGUCCGCUACUUACAGUGACUUGACAUCAGUUAAGAGUCAUUAAGAUCGAGGCCAUUUCACGUUUAACCAGAAAGUUACACAUCAGUUCACUUAUUCCUGAUUUUCUAAUUGCAAGAAUGUUUAGGAAGAAUUGUCUAAUUAUCUUUCUUCAGAUUUAACCAAAAGAAGAUUUACAAUAUAGAUUCAAAAACGUUUGAAUGGCAGUGUAACUUUUGUGAUGGCCAGGAUCUUUUUUUAUGGAAUUUCUUUUAAAUCCUGUUUUAUUUGUCAUCUGCACUGACGUCCAGCAGUCUGUCUCUCCUUCAGCCUUGAAAGCAGCUCUUCGUGCAGGAUGUCUGUGCGCUUGUGUGUCUCUGUGUAAGAGAAAACACCCUGUAGAUAUUUUUUCAGGAUCAUAGUUUUAUUUUUUGAGACUGCUGAUCCACCCCUAUUUCAUAGAUACAGGCAGUUGAGGGGCAAAUAUGUAAGUGUGAAUGGACGGUAAAAUAACAGUAAAACUGUACUUCCUCUGCCGACCCUAGCCUGUAUGUGUCUCCACACAUGCUAGGAAGUGUUGUAACUGUAGUGCAAGAACAUAUAGUUGAGAAAGUUUCAUGCUUACACAGUGGUCAAGGUUUUAAAAAACCAAUCAACUGGUCCAGCUGAUGGCAUACGCUGCUGCAAACGCUGUGUUCACUUACUCCUAAACUAGAGGUAAUCUCAGUCUGACAGUGGAGAGAUAAAUGUAUUUAUUUGCCACAAAGGCUUCAUUUUGUAGUUAUGGUGCCACAGAUUGGUAGCUGCACUGUGAGGGUCCACACCCUUGUAUUAUGUUGCUGCUAGUUAAUGUCUCGAAGACCUGCUUAUCAUUCAACUUCAAAUAUGGACUGUCUGGCUUUAUUGUUGUCCUAAUAUAGCUAAAUUUUAUUAAAAAAAAAGUGUUGUUGAUGGUAUUGUAAUGAAAUUCUCAUUUUAAAGUAACUUUGUUUUAAUGCCAGCCUUACUGCAUUUCUUUUGUUGUAUGCAAACGGAAGGUUUAGUUUGUUAUUAAGGAACCCCAAUCCGGCCAGGAAAAGUUGGCUUGCAAUCCAUUUUGUGUCUCAGAAUUCAUUAAACUAAAAUCCAAUCCCA